Molecule: messenger RNA, 2619 nt
Organism: Knipowitschia caucasica
Lineage: Eukaryota; Metazoa; Chordata; Actinopteri; Gobiiformes; Gobiidae
Source: the annotation of a GenBank genome assembly
AUGCGCUUGGUGCCACAGUUGUUGCUGCUGAGCUGGAUGUCACUGUGCCGAGCCACUGCAGACAACUGUAGAGGAGCCCACUGCGAGGACACAGGCGACCCACGGCCAUGCACCGGCCCCCACUGUCCGGGAGGCAGGACAUCCAGACCCCCGCGCCACCUCCAGCCCCAGACCCCCGCCUGCGCUGCUGGGGAUCAAUGCCAACUGCACCAGAAAGUCGUGCAUGCAUCCCCCGAUAACCAGACGCGUGAAUGCCGAGGCGUAGAGUGCAGACUGCCGCUCAGGGUACGACCGAGAGCCAGAGCCAGGACCCCGGAGGAGAGAGAGCCCGGUCCCCCCGUACAUGUGUCCGACAGAGCCGCGCAGUUCCUCGGCGACUUCCCUGAGUUUGGGUUCCCUGCUCCAGAACUUGGCGGUGCGCCGUUGGGAGUCCAGCUCACGUGUGACAUCAAGCCAGGGGAGAACGAGGUCCCGUCUGAAGAUGCUCUCAUCCUGCACCUGCAGCUCUCCAAAGGCCAGGAGACGCUGGUGGAGGCUCUGCGGGCGCAGCAGGCCGUGGUGAAGGACCUGCAGCAGAAGUUGGUGGAACAACAGGAUGCACUCUUGUCUCAGCAGAGGGACAUCCUGGAGCAGCAGCGCCGCAUGUACCAACAGAUGGAUGGGGUCAAGGCCCAAUACGAGAUGUUGUCUGAAACAGUGAAGCAGGCGUCCUUCCAGGGCCUGCAGGGGGAGCUGCAGAGCUACCUAGAGAGCCAGCUCUCAGGACUGCAGAGCCAGGCCCGCAACCACCUGCACAAGUCCUACGCGGUGCACAAGAUGGACCUGGACUCCAAGGGCAUGGAUGUGGUGGGAGAAGCCCACUUCCCCCAGCCUCUGCUCGGCUGCCCCUCUCCCUGUGGGACAGAGCACUUCUGUGACUUCCAGAAGGACCCUCCUCAGUGUGAGAGCUGCACCAUGUGCCCCCCAGGCUUCUUCCUAAUCUCUCAGUGUUCCCCCACCGCCGACCGCAUGUGCCAGGACAGAGAUGAGUGUCUGGAAGUUCCCAACAUUUGUGGAGAAAGAGUAAAGUGCCUCAACACACCAGGGGGCUUCAGAUGUCUGGGCGUCUCUGAGCGGGAGGCUCUGCUGGGUCUGUGUGGUCAGGAAUACUUCUACAACCAGGAGCUGCAGGAGUGCCAGGCCUGCUCCGACUGCGUGGGAGAAACAAUCACUGUUUUGUGUUCAGGUGUGACUGACGCUGUGUGUGGCCAGUCUAUGGAGAGUCAGCUGUCCCAGUCCUGGGCGUCCACCGUGACCCUGCCCUCUUCCCGCAACCCUGACGCAAAGAUCUUCCCUGGACUCCAGCUGAUUGUCCGUAGCAAAGACACAAGCCAGCUUUUAUCCAACGAAGCAGGUAGGCUAGUCUUCCAGCAGCACGGCCUUGUGUGGAUGGAUUACAACUUUGCCGUCAAACACACCUGCAGGAACUUCCUACAACUGGGAAUGAGACUCAACGGAAGCCAAGAGGAAGAGGGACAAGACCUCAGCGGGGUUAGGAUCGAGCAGCCGGACGGUAAAUACUUCCAAGGGGUUAGCAUGAGCAGCGGGAUGGAAGUGGAACCCAAUCACACCUUUGCGCUUCUUCUUAAGAGUCCGAACAACCACUGCAACCGAAGCAAAGACAUCCACGUGUACGACAUCUCGGCCCCCACGUUCAGCUUGCUCUGGCUGUCCCACGACACCGGAGCUGUAGCAAUGUCCGCGCAGAUGUCGCUCCACCCGCACUACCAGACAAGCUACCGACCGACUUUCCGCGUGGCCUCAGUCUCCGACCCUUACAUGAUCAGCUUGACCCACGACAGCCGCGGGAUUCGCUUCACGGAACGCGGCUCGGUCAAGUUCGUGCUGCAGCAGGCGCUCUACUCCAUGGGCCACACGUGCGUCAAAGAGGGAUUCUCAUUGAUCGCCUUUACGAACCGCAACGGGACCAGCCUCGAGACCACGCAGGCCUUCAAGACUGGGGUCAACUACCGAGACACGUCCAUCACGCUCUCUGGAGUCGCUGCGAUCGAAGGCGGCGAUACGUUGAGCUUCGAAAUCACCUCGCCUUCGCAGUGCAACAUCCGCUACUUUGGCGAUGGAACCGGGAUCAGUAUCUUGAGUUUAAUCUGGAUUCCGUCCGCGCUGUCUUCGGCAUUAACCGCUACCGUGGUGAAAACCGGCCUUCCAUCUGGAGCAGUCAGGAAUAAACCAUUGCUUUUUGACCAGACGAGCGAAGAUGUCCCUCAAGUCCAGUUGGCGCGAUCCGGAGAACCCAACAGCCGAAAAAACUUUGUCUUCCACCAGAGGGGCACGGCUAACGUCGCUUUGAAUCUGAAGCUAAUCCACUCUUGUAACGUGGUGAAGCUGACGUUACAGAGAGUAGGGGGUCCGGACCAGGGUAGUCCAGGACCUGUGGCUCAGCAGGUGUCUGGGCACAUGCCUGAAGGAAGCGAGUGGGCCACGGUCGGGCUCCGGGCCUCGUUUUCGGUGCAGAACGGUACGGCUAUCUACGCCACUCUGGACUGCAUACGAGGGAGAGUGAACCACGUCACUCACGAAGGUGGAACUAACAUUUCUAUCUUGUGGGUGGCCGUUUGA